This is a messenger RNA of Caenorhabditis remanei, 819 nucleotides long. RefSeq lists its product as uncharacterized. The coding region runs from base 1 to 819 and encodes 272 amino acids. Lineage: Eukaryota; Metazoa; Nematoda; Chromadorea; Rhabditida; Rhabditidae. The transcript has 4 exons. The record is from RefSeq and is a predicted model, not a curated record.
AUGCCAUCCCAACUCCCUUCUGUUCUAACUACAGUUGGUCUCAAUCUUCUACGAAAAAUUGGAGUGCAGACUUCUGUUUUCUUCUCUCCGAUUGAAGUCUCUUUGUCAUUUAUUAAUAGUUCCCUGGAAUCGAAUGAACUUCUACCAACUGAUAUUUUUCAAGUAAAUUCUGAUUUUGAUGAAGGUGAUUUCAAGGAAAAACUGGAAAUGUUGGAGUCAGAUUUGGAGGAAAAAAAUUUAUCCACUACAACAUGGAGAUAUCCAUUCUCUGUUCACCGUAAGAAGCAAUUUGGUAUUGACAAAGACAUCAUCAAACAACUGGAGUUCAUUUCAAUGGAAGUGGAUAAAAACUGUCAGAUUUCCUGUGACCAAGAAGAGAACAUGUCGACAGAAGAUGAAGAUUUCAAAGUGUUAUCUAUUCCAAUGGCUGAGAAUUCUCUUUCUUUUGUAAUUUUCCUUCCAAAAGAAGAUAAGUCUUUAUCAGAAAGUUUAGAGAAAUUAGAAACGGAGGCAUUUCAAAGCCUUCUUCAUGACCUCAGUUUUAUGUAUAUCGACUUCCAAAUUCCGGUUUUCAAAGUCCCCAAAACUUCUGAAACUCUAACAUAUUCGUCACGGAUUUUCAAUUUUCAAGAAUUUGAAUUAACUGACAAAGCAGUGGAAGACAUAGGAAAAUGCCGAAUCAUCCCUAGAAAUUCUACUAGAAUUAUGCAAGCAGCCUGUGAAACCAUCCCAUUACCAUUUCUUGUUGAUCAUCCGUUCUUUUUUGCUGUCAUGACUGAAAAUAUCCCAUUGAUUCUUGGAAUUUUCAAUGGAAAAUGA